Drosophila obscura is the source of this 1846-nucleotide messenger RNA. RefSeq names its product carboxypeptidase B. The record is from RefSeq and is a predicted model, not a curated record. Bases 308 to 1675 code for a protein of 455 amino acids. The transcript is spliced from 4 exons. Gene Ontology annotation, biological process: proteolysis. Gene Ontology annotation, molecular function: zinc ion binding; metallocarboxypeptidase activity. Lineage: Eukaryota; Metazoa; Arthropoda; Insecta; Diptera; Drosophilidae.
UUUUUGUUGUUGUUGUUUUUUGUUUUGUUUUGUUUUCCCCCUGCACUGAUCUCUGGCAGAGCGGCAAUAUAAAAAUUGAAGCGCAUACAAACGCAGCAUUUAGUCUGGUGUCAGCCUGUCAUCCCGUUACACACAGCGCUCUCUUCGAAUACGCAAGCGCACGCACGGCAGCACGCACAAAAGUAGGCACGGCACGCCAGUUACAGUACGCACGCAAAGCGCACUCUCUUUCGCUCUCUCUCCCAGAGAGUCCAGCCGGCAAGAGCAACCACCACAAAGACUAUUACGACUGAUAACCAGCGAAACCAUGUCGCUGCCAAGUCCCGCGUCAGCCCCACUACUGCCGCUGCUGCUGCUGAUAGCAACCGCAGCAGUAGCAGUAUCAUCAGCCCAGACAGAUGCUGAGAUGAUGGACAAAACCGAAGCGAUGGCGAUGGAGUUGGCGCUGGACGUGAACGAGAUACCCCAGAGAUAUGACGAGACGCAGCUGUGGAGGAUCCACAACAUUUCGGAGGCGAUGCAGCGGCAAGUGCCCGUGGGCCAGGUGCUCGAGCAGAAGUUCGGUGGCAACAUAUGGAAGGAGAACUCAAAGUUUUUGGACAUAUCCAUCGGCAAGGAGCAGCUGAUGGCGGCGCGCACCUUUCUCAAUGCUCAGCGCCUGGAUGCCCAAGUGCUGUCCGAUAAUGUCCAGGCACUGAUCGACGAGGAGCACAUGGAUGGCAUCAAUGCCACCACAGCGGACGCUGGCAAGAGAACAAAAAAGGCAACGAGGAGCAGCAUGCACUGGAAGGACUACCACGACCUGGAGACCAUCUAUGCCUUCAUGAGGGAGAUCCGCAGCAAGUUCCCCAACAUUGUCCGCCUGUACACGAUUGGCCAGACGGCUGAAGGUCGCGACCUGAAGGUCCUAAGAAUCUCAGAGAAUCCACGCGAGUACAAGAAAAUCUGGAUAGACGGUGGCAUCCAUGCCCGCGAGUGGAUCAGCCCGGCGACGGUGACCUUCAUCCUGUACCAGCUGAUGUCCAACUGGGAGAACCAGCCAGCUCACAUUCGCGGCCUCACUUGGUACAUCAUGCCCGUGAUGAAUCCCGAUGGCUACGAGUACACCCGCACCACGAACCGCCUGUGGCGCAAGAAUCGAUCGCCAUCGCGGCGCUCCAACUGCGUGGGUGUUGACCUUAAUCGUAACUUUGACAUUGGAUGGGCGGGCUACGGCUCCUCGACGAAUCCCUGCAGUGACACGUUCCGCGGCGCGUCACCCGCCUCGGAGGCGGAGACGAAGGUCGUGAGCGAGUUCCUCGCCAAGCGCAAGUACAACCUGGAGGCGUAUCUAACCUACCACAGCUACGGCCAGAUGAUCGUCUAUCCGUGGGCAUACAAGGCCGUCAAGGUGAAGGAUGCCAGCGUGCUGCAGCGUGUCGGCAAUACGGCCGUCCAGCGCAUUUCCCAGAAAACCGGCAGCACCUAUCAGGCAGCGGUCACCCACGAGGUGCUGGGCAUUGCCGGCGGCGGCUCCGACGAUUGGAGUCGGGCGUCCCUCGGCGUCAAGUACGUGUAUACCGUGGAGCUGCGAGAUCGCGGUGCCUACGGCUUUGUGCUGCCCCCCAAGUUCAUCAAGGACACGGCCCUCGAGGGCUGGACCGUGGCCGAGACGGUGGCCCAGGCCAUUGGAUAAUCUCUGCGUCUCUGCGCCUUCACCAGGAUGAGGAGUGCCUGUCUGUCUGAGUCGGAGUGUGUCCAGUGAUUUGAUGAUUAAUUAUUUAUGUCUGUGUGAGUGCGAGUGUGUAUCUGCGUGUGCGUGCGUAUCCUUCAUCCUGUGUGGCAGGAAAUAAACAAAUCAAAGCUA